GUGAGCCAUGCCGAGCCUGCUCGUCCCAGGGAUAAUGGAAAGGAACGGCGGCUUCGGCGAUUUAGGCUGUUUCGGUGGGAGCGGCAAAGACAGAGCUCUGCUGGAGGAUGACCGGGCGCUGCAGCUCGCCCUGGACCAGCUCUGCCUGCUGGGGCUCGGAGAGCCUUCCUCCUCCUCCUCCUCCUCCGCCGCGGUGUUGGUGGAGGACAGCAACAACAACAACAAUAACCCUCCGCCGCCUCCUCCGCCGCAGCAGCCGCCGCCGCCGAACCCACCGCCGCCGCCGCAGCCGCAGCCGCCGCCGCCGCCGCCUCCGCCUCCCCCGGCCCCGAAGGGUCCGUCCGCCGCGGGCGGAGGGGCGGCGGAGCCCAAGUUGUGCGCGCUGUACAAAGAGGCCGAGCUGCGGCUGAAGAGCAGCUCCAACACCACCGAGUGCGUGCCCGUGCCGAGCUCCGAGCACGUGGCCGAGAUCGUGGGGCGCCAAGGCUGCAAGAUCAAAGCUCUGCGGGCCAAGACCAACACGUACAUCAAGACGCCGGUGCGGGGCGAGGAGCCGGUCUUCAUGGUGACGGGGCGGCGCGAGGACGUGGCCAUGGCGCGGCGGGAGAUCAUCUCGGCAGCCGAGCACUUCUCCAUGAUCCGCGCGUCGCGCAAUAAGGCCGGCACCACGUUCGGCAGCGCGCCCACCUUGCCGGGCCAGGUCACCAUCCGGGUGCGCGUCCCCUACCGCGUGGUGGGGUUGGUGGUGGGCCCGAAAGGAGCCACCAUCAAGAGGAUCCAACAGCAAACCAACACCUACAUCAUCACGCCCAGCCGGGACCGGGACCCCGUCUUCGAGAUCACCGGCGCGCCGGGCAACGUGGAACGCGCGCGGGAGGAGAUCGAGACCCACAUCGCGGUGAGGACGGGGAAGAUCUUGGAGUACAACAACGAGAACGAUUUCCUGUCCAGCAGCCCCGACUCCAGCAUGGAGAACCGCUACUCGGAGGCCUGGCGGGUGCACACGCCGGCGCCGGGCUGCAAGCCGCUCUCCACCUUCCGGCAGAACAGCCUGGGCUGCAUCGGGGACUGCUCGGUGGACCCGGUCUACGAGACGCCGCGGCUGAACGACCAAAACGACUUCAAUUACGGUUACCUCUUCCCCAACUACGGCGUCAACAAGCAAGAUCUGUACUAUGGGGUGCCGGAGUCGGGCGCCCCGAUGUGGGCCGGGCAGGAGAACACCAACCCGGUCUCGGUGCUCUUCUCGAAGCAGCAGCGCUCCAGCAGCACCGGUGCCAUCCACCCCAAUUCCCACCGCUCGCCGUCCUCUUCCAUCCAGGAGCCCAACCUCUCCGCCCUCCCCCGGCGAUCCCAGGGGGAGCCGCUCCAGGGCUUCUCCAAACUGGGGAGCACCGCCGCUGCCCGGACGUCCGUCUCCAGCAGCCGCGAGUGCAUGGUGUGCUUCGAGAGCGAAGUGACGGCGGCGCUGGUGCCGUGCGGCCAUAACCUCUUCUGCAUGGAGUGCGCCGUGAGGAUCUGCGAGAGGACUGACCCGGAGUGCCCGGUGUGCCACGCUGCAGCCACUCAGGCCAUUAGAAUAUUUUCCUAAAGAGACAGAGCCAGGAUGGGGGGUGGGGUGGGAGCGUGGGGAGGGGUUGUGGGGGGGGGGGGCCAGGAGAGAGAAGCGAUGGUAAUAAUAAUAAUAAUUAAUAAUAAUAAUAACGAGACCUGAAGAACAAACGAAGGAAAGGAUAAAUUAAUUUAAAGGAGAAGAAGUAAGGAAAAAAAAAAAAAAAGAAAAUUAUUUUACAAGCGAUGUAUGUUAUUUUUUACAAAAAAAAAACUAAAGAAAAAAGAGAAGUGAAUGACACAGUGGAAGCAAAUAGCAAAGCCAGAAAUCUGGGAGGGCAGAGGAUGCUCCACCUGCGGUGUCUUCUCUGAGGACAAAAGCUCGGAACGCACACUCACAUCUCGGAAGCGAAGCGCAUUUCGGUCAGUCCCGUGGGGGUGGGACUGGGACUCGUCAGCGUUGGCCAUGGGACGAUGGAGGACAUGGGGGGCUCCCACCAACCCUUCCCCUCCGCUCAUCAGCUGGGGCCGAAGCCCACACUGUCCUCCCUGUGCCGCCCCCAGAGGGACUCGGCUCAAUAGGGAGCUGAGAGAAAGAGAGAGAAAAAGAGGGAGGAAAACGGCCGUCGGGGAUUGGAAGAGAAAAAGGAAAAAACAAAACAAAACAGUAAUAUUAAAAAAAAAAAAAAAAAAAGAAAAAAAAAAGAAACCACCGACCUCUGGGAACCUGUUUGAACGAGGGCACAACUGUAUUACCUCAAAGAUUUAAACAAAAAACACAAAACCACAGCAGCUAAAGAGAACUUUGAUUGUUUUCCAUUUUUUGGUUGUCGGUUUUUUUUUUUGGUUGGUUUUUUUUUUUUUUUUUUGGUUGGUUUUUCUUUUAGUUUGUCGUUUUUUUCUUAAAAAAAAAGAAAAAAGAAAAAGGCAAAAAAAAAAAAAAAAAGACAAUAAUACUAAAAAAGAGUGAGAACAACGCCACGCCGUGAUAGUGAAGAAGGGUUGGAAGGAGCUCUUGGGGCACCGUUGGGCCGAUCCGCGUCUUCUGUUCCUCUGAGCCACCGCGGAGCGCGGCCACGUUGCUCCUCUUCCUCCUCCACGCAGGGAUGGAUCCGUCCGACGGAGCCGGAGUUGCUCACAGGGUAUUUCCAUACACGGUGCUUUCCUUUCCCUUUCCCUGUGCCGGAACUGAAGAGAGUCGAUGGCGCGGGAGAGCGGCGCAUCCCGACGGUGAAGCAAAAAACGCAGCAACCGAAUGCAAAACCCGGGUUUUACAGAGAUAUAAUUUUGUUGUCGUCGUUUUUAAGCCGGACCAAAAGUUUCGUUACCCGACACCGAGUUGGGGGGAAUAAAAAGAAGAAAAACAAAAACAAAAACAAAAGUAUUUCUUUAUGGACCGAAACCUCUUCAGCUGUCCGUUGUGUGGAUCUUCCUGAGGUUGGCCGCUUUUAUAUAUUCUAUUUUUUUCAAACGAAACAGAAAAAAAAAAAAAAAAAGAAAGAAAGAAAAAAAAAAACCAAGAACAAAAACACAAAAAGAAUUGCCUUGUUGAACAUCCUUUGGUCAUUUCAAGACUGCUGGUUCCGUUUGCUCCGAUCCUUUGGUUGACCGUUGGGAAGUGGGGGAGGAUGGGCGUCCGUGGGCGUCCGUUCCGGUUUGGUGCCCAUUGAUGGAUGGUUGGCAGCGUUGGGUUGGUUCGGCUGCUCUCCGGACACCAAAACGCCGCAGUGGUAAAGAUGUGUGUUGGAUUGACCCAGCAAACACCCGAACCCUCACCACCAACGCCCGUGUAUAUGUACAUAUAGGCACUUCGCUCAGCGAGCACCUGUAUGUAUGUAUAUAUCAGUGGUAUCUCUCGUUUUCUCCCACCCCGUUUCCUGCCCCUCGCAGAUCCCAGACCCCGAUUUAGAGCUGAACCAACAAGUUGCACAACUUGGCUGAGACAGUUCUACAGCAAAAAAAAAAAAAAAAAAAAAAAAAAAUCACUGUCAUCGAAAUCGCCUGCGAUUCUUUUCUUUCCCUUGGGUUUCAGGAGACUUUCAUUCCAUCAUAACGACGUUCCUGGGAACAUCCCCUCUUCUGCUCAGUUUCGCCCUCCGGAUGUGGGUGGAUGGGCGUCAAGCGGUGUACCUCCACCAUUUGGCAUCAGUGGUAAAAUUAUGACCGUAGGUGGUGAGAGGUGGACGGAGGGGUGGGCGCUGUUCCUGGGUUCUGCAAUGGAUGCUGAUGUUUUGGGAAAAAAAAAAAAAAAAAAAAAAAAGAAAUGCUGUGCUGAAGGGACGCUGUCAGGUCGGAUGUGUGCUCGCCUCCUCCCCAGAGCUUUCAGAACCCUUUGGUUCCCAUCGUGCUGCGCUGUGUGUCCAGAGCAGUUCGGGAUGUGAACAUGUGCUGGGGUGGGCACAGCCAUGUCCUUCCUAAACCUGGUUCUUGUUCCAAGUCUGGCUUUGGUUUGGUCCCCACAGGGGCGUUUUGGACAGUUGGGGACAUUACGGUGCUCUGAGCCCUCUGUGCCACCACCUGCACUGCAUCUGUAUCCCUGGGUUGCAUUGGAGCCCCAUGGUUGCAUUGGAGCCCAAUGGUUGCGUCAGAGCCCCAAUGGUUGUGUCAGAUCUCCAUGGUUGCAUUGAAGUCUAAUGGUUUGUUGGAGCCCCAUGGUUGCAUUGGAGCCCCAGUGGUUGUGUUGCAGCCCCGGUGAUUGCAUUGGAGCCCCAUGGUUGCAAUGGAGUCCCAAUGGUUGCAUCGGAGCUGUCAUGGUUGCAUCAGAGCCCCAUGGUUGCAUUGAACUCUCAUGGUUCUUUGGAGCCUCAAUUGUUGCAUUGGAGCCCCAAUGAUUGCGUUGGAGCCCCAGUUGAUGUGUUGGAGCCUGAUGAUUGCGUUGGAGCCCCAGUGGUUUCAUCAGAGCUCCGUAGAUGCGUUGAAGUCUCAUGGUUCGUUGGAGCCCCAAUGGUUGCGUUGGAGCCCCAAUUGUUGCCUUGGAGCCAAUGGUGUGUUGGAGCCCCAAUUGAUUUGUUGGAGCCUGAUGAUUGCGUUGGAGCCCCAGUGGUUUCAUCAGAGCUCCGUAGAUGCGUUGAAGUUUUAUGGUUCGUUGGAGCCCCAAUGGUUGCGUUGGAGCCCCAAUUGUUGCCUUGGAGCCAAUGGUUCGUUGGAGCCGCAUGGUUGCCGUGGAACUCCAAUGGUUGUGUUGAAGCCCAGUGGUUGUGUUGGAGUCCAGUGGUUGCAUUCGAGCCCCAGUGGUUGUGCUGGAGCCCAAGAGUACAUUGAAGCCCAAUGGUUGCAUAGAAGCCCAGUGGUUGCAUUGGAGCUGCACGUUCUGCCACGUUCUCCUGCUGAUGGGAAUAGAGUGGUUGGGUUGUGGGGCUCCAACCACCGUUCUGGGGGGCGUUUGGAUGUGUUCACUUUGGUACCGGCGGGGCUGGAGCAGGAAAUGUGAUGGCUUAAGUGCUUCCCCGGCUGAGCACCCGGAGGCCGCGUUGUUAGUUGAGUGACUAUAGUCGUUCUUGGCUGAGUGAAGUCUGUUCGUGGUAAUGUGAGCAAGUUUUUGGUCAAUGUCUUUCUUUGAUGCCAGGUUGUGAAGAGGUGGGUGGGAGCGGGGAGGGGGGAAGGAGAGAUCUGGGGGCGGGGGGAACCCGUGCUAGCACUGACCCUGGGGAAUGGGGAGGGGGGGAGGCGAGGGGCUCCUUGGCUGCUCCUUUUAUCUCUCCCCGUCCCCUAGCAAGCAGAAACGAUGUAAAAGCCUCCUGCAUGCUGGAAAAAAAAAAAACAGUAGAGAAAAUGGAAAAAAAAAAAAAAAAAAAGAAAGAAAAAAAAAGGAAAAAAAAAAAGAAACGACCUUUCUUAAAAAAAUAAUAAUAAUAAUAAUUAAAAUUUAAGAAUAAAAUAAAAUACGUAAAGGAAUGACGACCCAAACAAACAUCCGCGCUUGCUGGUGGGAACCAGGGGCUCCGUCUGUCCCGGGGGGUUCCUGCUCGAAUCUCCGAGUUGGCCUUGAAUAAAACCUUCAGUUCCAAUAACCUUUAUAUAUAUAUAUAUAUGCAUAUCUAUAUACAUAUACAUAUAUAUCGAAAGAAAGCUUGAUGUAGCAGUUCUAGUUUGAAAUGAAUAGAAGUCGUUGGGCCCCCAGUUUUGUGUUGGGUUCUCCUGCCCCCCCCCUGCCCCCCACCCCCUCCCUCUUUUCGAUGUAGCAGCUGUGCAAGAAAGGAAUCCAGGCGCUGUAGUGCACCGCAAUACCUCUGGCCCCGGGGGGGGAGGGGACACCCCAAUUGCAGGGGCUUCGACAACAAAAUUUUCCUACUUUUUUUUUUUUUUUGUCUCUUUUUUUUUUUAAAUAUAUGUAUAUAUAUAAUUAAAAAAAAAAACUAAAAAAAAAAAACUAAAAAAAAAAAAAAAAAAAAAGAAGAAGAAAAAAAUGCCCAUGACCUUAAUGAAGCAUCUGCUCUGAGUUGGAUCUUCGCGGAGAGGUGAGGCGGUGGCUCGCUGGGCUCUGUUCACCAGCAAUAACGUCCCGAUGAGCUCAGCCCUCCGUGGCCCCGUCCCGGAGGGGCGCUGGGGGUCCCGGUGGCAAUGGGCGCUGCGGGGGUGGGGGGGCUCAUCCUGCCCGCAGUGAUCCGGGCGACAGGAAUGGGCAGAGAGGGCUCAGAUGGCGACGAAGGGAUACGGAGGGCCCCGCGCCAUCACAUCGUCCCCAUCCAUGUGAACCGUAGAGUAGUGCGUGUCAAUGCAUAGCAAAAAGAGAGAGAGAACCAAAAUUGGAUUUAUACGUGAUGAGGAGAUCCGGUAGGAAGAUCUCACCCCCACUCCCAGACGUAUUUUUCAGCUGGAGGGGGGAAUCUGUGAUUUUUUUUCUCUUUUCUUCCUUUCUGAACAAAGAAAUCUCCGUACGUCCAAAGGCUCAGACUGUUAUAUCCAUGGACCGGAACGCUCCGCCGCCGCUUCGGUGUCCGAAAGGGUUUAUUUUGGUGUUUUUUAAAGAGAGAGAGAGAGAGGAGGGAAAAAAAUUAAAAAAAAAAAUAAUAAUAAGAUGAAGAUUUUAAAAAUUAGAACAUUUCUUUAUAAUUUAAUAUUCUAUUUUAAUAAAGGCAUUUAUUACGUGUAAAUGUAGCAAGGAACUGGGCUCAUAAAAAUACUUUUUAUUAGGUAAUUUAUUAUGAGAAAAGAAAAAAAAAAAAGGAUAUUUUAUUUUAUGAUAAAGUGAUCCUUAAAAGUUUAGAAGGUUUAGAAUAUAUGUAGGUUAAAAAAAAAAAAAAAUACGUUUGUAUCCAGAGUAUCGCUUACAAAGUGUUUUUAAUAUAUGUUUCCUUUUCGUUGUGUGCGUGUGUGUGUCGCGGUGAUGGUGACGGUGCAGACAGAGCCCUUUCCAGGAGUCAUCGACACCCAUGGAUGUGUCGGAGGGAUCCAAAAGAAAGAAGUGAAAAAGGUCAUUCCCAACCGCAGGAGCGAAAGCGCCGUUUUGGGGAGAAAAAGGGUUGUUUUUUGUUUUUCACCGCCCCCACUGCGACUUCGGCCCCGCGGCCGCUUCUGCUCUUUGCCUUUCAGAGAAGGAUAGGAUACGAAAAGGUGAUUGCUUUCCGUUUGUUUUGAACCAAAAAAAAAAAAAAAAAGAAAAAAGGAAAAAAAAAAAAAGAAAAAAGAAAGAAAAAAAGGAAAAAAAAAAGAGGAGGAAAAAAAAGAAAGAAGUUUUGAGUUGAUGGGUAUUAAAAAAAAAUUAAAAUAAUAAUAAGAAGAAUAAUAAUAAACGCUCAAAUUUAUUUCAUAUAAUCCUAGAGUAAAAAGUGAAAUGAAAUUAACUAGUUGAAAUAGUAGCUGUUAUCCAUAUUGUUUAAUCUAUAGUAGAUCCGAGCGGUCCCGGACAGAGCAGAAUGUAACAGACCCCACUGAUGAGAUCGCGUCGCGCUGCCCCGGGAGCUCCGUCCUUUUUGCUUUCUUUGGGGGUUUUUUUGGUACUGUUUUUCGGAGCUCAUUGAGGGACGCGGAGUGUAACGCUGACCGCGGCCGUCACCUCCCCACAAACCCUGAGGUUAUUCUUAUAGAGGGGGAAAGAAAAUAUUAAUAAUUAAUAAUGGGAUCUAGUCGUAUGUAUUUUUUUAAUAAGAUGCGUUUUGCAUUGAUGGCGGUCUUCUUUUUGUUGUUUUUGUUGUUUUGUUUUUUUAAGAAAGAAAUAGGAGGGUUUGGCUUGUUGCUGAGCAGAAAUGAGAAGGUUUGAGGCCGUACUUUGUUGCCUUAUCCCCAUCUCCAGCCCUGAGCUUGGAGCGUGGCGGCGGAGCUUUUGUUGGAACGUGCAUGGGAAUUCCAUCACCAUUCCAUCCAUGCGCUCCACGGUGCCGCCGGGUCCCCCCGCGGUGUUGGGAAUCAUUUGGGUUGGAUGAAACUCUGAGAUCAUCCAUUCCAACCCCAACUCAUCGCCACCGUGCCCAUCAUUAAGGUUGGAGGAGUCCAGUAGGGUCUUCACGUCUAACCCAAGCCAUCGCCACCUCUGCACCCACCCAUGGGAUCACAGCACUGUUGAGGGCAAUCUUAGAGGUCUCCAAACCUUAAUGAUUCCAGGACUUACUGACUUAAUGACUCGUAGGGACCCUAGGAGUCACGGUGGCCGUGGCAUGGGGUCAGACUGGAUGAGCUUGGAAGUCUUUUCCAGCAAAUCCAACUGUCCGCCUACCGCCAGUAUCACCCACUGCACCGUGUCCGGUUGGAAGGGACUGACCGGAAGGCUCCGUCCAAUGGCAAGGACCACUGGGCGCAGUUGGUCCCCUCGGAGUUGAGUCAUAGAAUCCUUUGGGUUGGAAGGGACUUUUAGAGGUCAUCCCAUCCAACUCACAGAGUUGAAUGGGGGCCAUGCGUCAGCACCCCACCCUGUGCUUGGGGGUGAGCUAGGGCGAGUUUGUUCCCUUGGCUUUUCGAUUUUGGAUUUAUGGCAUUGGUGGGGUCACUGUCGUGGGGAAGGACCUCCGAACCCUCUUGGUGUGUGUCUUUGGGGCUGUGUUCCGCCGCACUGCGCUCUGUGUAACGCCGCACCCAUGCCUGCUGUCAUCCCAUAGUUAUGGGGGAGCACACCCGGUGUCAUCCCACGGUUUGGGGGGAGCACACCCUGUGUCAUCCCAUGGAUUGAGGGGAGCACACCCUGUGUCAUCCCGUGGUUUGGGGGGAGCACACCCCGAGUCAUCCCGUGGUUCGGGGGGUCACACCGGCCCGGUGCUCACCUCUUGCCCCAAUCCAUUGUGUCACGGCGCGGCGGGCGCUGUCCCCCAUUUCAGGAGGUUCCCUCCCUCUCUCCCCCGGGGGUCCCAAAGCUUUCCCCAACCGCUGCCAUCGUCGAGGGGGGGGAGGGGAUGGACGGACGGACGGACGGACGGGGCGGCCGCUCCCAGCACUCAGCAAAGCCAUGCAGUAGGGUUAGGGCAGGAAGCGAAGGCACUUCUCCUUCGGUUUCUGCAGAUAGCACUGUGAAUCGGACACCCCUCGCUGCGCCCGCCCUGCCAGCCCCCCCCCCCCCGGGGCAGCGAGCGGCCUGUUUCCUCUUUUCCUUUUCAUUUUACCUCAUUUUGGGUUUUUGUUUUGUUUUGUUUUGUUUUGUUUUGGGGGGUUGGGGGGCGGGGUUCGAUACUUGAAGAAAAGUCAGUGCUUGACAUUGGGCAGCGGUACGCCGGGCCGGAGGGCGGAUGCACUUUAUGGGUAUUUGGGUAUAAUUGGGGGGGGUCGCAUCCUUCAGCAGCCGCAGUGCACAUGGAAGUCACCCCCAGGAGAGUGACACUGAUGGGAAAUCUGGACUCAUCCCGUUGGAUCGGGGGGAAGAAAGGAAAUCAUUCCAGUGGUGGCACCGGGUCUUCGGGCAGCUGAUGGCAGAAUGCAGCCCACUCCUGUGGCAGUGCUUCUGGGCCACCGACCUGUGUCACCUCCUGUGCCACCUUCCUUCUGUAUCACCCCCGUGCCACGUUCCUUUUAUGUCACCUCCUGUCUGCCUUCCUUCCACGUCAUCUUCUGUGCCACCUCCCUUCCAUGCCACCCCCUGCUGCCCUCCUUCCAUGUCACAGCGGUUCUGUGCCACAGUGCUUAGGAGCAGGCAGAGCGAGGUGGACGGCUGAGAUUGCAGUUCUUGGCCAUGGGACCACCAGCACUCCUUUUUCCUCUUUCCUUAUGAACUCUGCUCAAGAGUCAUUUAAAAAGGGGGAUAAUGAACCCAAAAACCCAACCACGGAAGGGUCAGAGCCCACCCCGUGGCGCUGUGCAUCCGCUCUCUGGUGGCUUCGCGCGCCCUCCUGCCCCACGGUGCUGCCCCUCCAUUUACAACCCAUUCCUCGCUACCUUAGGUUGCGUUUUCCUUAUUUUAUUUCAUUUUAUUUUUUAAUUACCAUUUCUUUUAACGUCAUAGGAAGCCUGUAGUCGGGAUUGUUACUAUUGGAAACUGAUCGCGCGCUCCAUCCAGGUAUUCCCAUCUCUCUGGCGUUAAGCAAACAAAUAAGGGCCCGAGAGAGGUAUAACCGAAGGUAGAAGUAGAGGUAGGCUCGUUGUCUGAGUUUUGAGGCAUAUAGUAUAAGGGGAGAAGGAAAAAAAAAUAAUAAUAAUAAUUAAAAAAAAAAAUUAAAAUAAUGAUGUUGCACAACUUGUAGAAAACAAAGAAGGGAAAGGGUUAAUGUAUUAAAUGUGCUAAAAUUACAUUAAGAACUUAAUUUUAUUAAAGUAUUAUUACUUAAGAAA
Messenger RNA from Gallus gallus (chicken), 10239 nucleotides. It is a transcript of the gene MEX3A, whose product is annotated as mex-3 RNA binding family member A. NCBI's taxonomy places the organism in Eukaryota, Metazoa, Chordata, Aves, Galliformes, Phasianidae. The record is from RefSeq and is a predicted model, not a curated record. The transcript has 2 exons. Gene Ontology annotation, molecular function: RNA binding. Bases 8 to 1591 code for a protein of 527 amino acids.